Cololabis saira (Pacific saury) is the source of this 2460-nucleotide messenger RNA. RefSeq names its product beta-2 adrenergic receptor-like. The coding region runs from base 31 to 1215 and encodes 394 amino acids. The transcript has 2 exons. The record is from RefSeq and is a predicted model, not a curated record. Lineage: Eukaryota; Metazoa; Chordata; Actinopteri; Beloniformes; Belonidae. Gene Ontology annotation, molecular function: G protein-coupled receptor activity. Gene Ontology annotation, cellular component: membrane. Gene Ontology annotation, biological process: G protein-coupled receptor signaling pathway.
ACAUCACAGGGGUUAUAACCAGUGUGGGCCAUGAGCGCUCUGCUUCCCAAUGUCAGCGUUCCAGGGAGCACGGCAGCUCUGCUGGGGACCACCGACCAUCCCUUUAACCUGACAGCUGCUGCUCAGGCAGGACACGGGCCAGGCCAGUCCCUGGCCCCUCUUUGUACACUCUGUUGCUGUGGGCUCCUCAAUCGCAUCCUGGCAGUGGUUUUCAUGGUCAUCUUGGCGUUUGCUGUGGUCAUUGGAAAUGUGGUCACACUUACGGUCUUUGUGCAAACGAGGCAAUCAAGAACACCACAGGGAUACUUGAAAGUGUCUCUGGCCAUAGCAGACAUGAUGGUUGGUGUUCUUGUGGUCCCCUUCUCAAUCUACACCGAAAUCUUUCUGAUGGUGACCAGUGCUCCUCCCAUCUGGUACCAGGGCAGUACCACCUCAUCCGCUGUGCUCUCCUCUUUGGAUGGACCAGUGAACCAAUGGCAGCCCUGCAUGCUGAUUGGGCCCGUGUUUGCUGGAUGCACUUUUGUCUCCAUCAGCACCAUCUUCCUGAUGACCCUGGAGCGCAGUGUAGCCAUCCUGUGGCCGCUCCACAAGGACACAUUGGUGACCCGAAGAAGAACGCUGCUCCUCAUCCUGCUCUCCUGGGCUGCCAGCUUUCUGUUGGCUCUCGCUCCUCUCAUCUUCAGCAGAAACUUCACUUUGGAGUACAACGAGUGCAGUCGUAUGUGUAACUACACCCCCCUACUGUUUGAAGGCCGAUUCCCACCUGACUCCAACAUUCUGUUGCUCUUUCCAGCAUUUGAUUUCACACUGCUCGGGGGCACGUUAGCAGUAAAUAUUGUGUCUUUCUCUAGCAUUCGUCAGUACACCAGAAAACGGAAACUACUUUCAGAGGGAAGCCUCAGUGAUGGAGGAGGAGGAGGAGGUGGAGGGGGAGGAUGCUCUCACAGGCCAUCUUUUUCUGACAUCAAGGCUGCAAAGACAAUUGGCAUACUAACAUUUGCCUUUACAGCAUCCUUCUCUCCCAUUGCAGUAUUUGUGCUUGGAAAUGUGGUGGGAUACACUUGGUGUAACUUUUCCUUUUUUGCCUUCUGGAUUCUGACAGGAAACAGUUGCUGUAACGUCAUUAUCUACAGUGUUAGGGACCACCGCUUCAGGAAGGGUGUGACCCUGCUCUUUCAAAGAGAGCAAUCCCUCCCACAUGGUGAGAAGACCUGAUAACCGCAUUCAUUCAUUCUGUAGCUGCAAAUGCGGUUUGUGGCUGUGGUGCAAGGUUUUACACAUGUUUAUUCACUUUCUUUGUGAGAGGAUCAAUGGCUUACUCAUCCUUGUACAUAUAGCUUAGUCUAGCAUAAUAAGAGGAACACAGCUAGUCCAUGCUUUGUCCAAAGAUAACACAAGCACUGUUCACACCUGUCAUUAAUGUGUGUCUUAAGGGAUUUGACUGCAAAGAGAUUGCUCUAAAUACAGUUGUAAAUUCACCCAGAAAGCAGUGUGAGCAACACCUCUAAACAACACAGCUGGAGGUGCUCUGGGGAAGCAAAUGGAUGCGUUCUUUUAGCACCAUGAACCUGAAUGUGUCUAGGGCCAGUUCAUAUAAACACCUACUCAGUAGAUGUUCCUCCAUCUGUUCAGUAACAAUUUGUCUGAAUCUCUAUUCUGGCCACAGGUCAGGUUACAGGACUGAAACCGCUGGGUCAAAAUAUAUUUGAUACACAUUCAUCGGCUGCUUUGUUAGAAACAUACCCAAGAAAGUGGUGAGGGUAGACAUACAUUCACCUAUAUGAUAUAUAAUCAAUAUUUGAUAUUGCCAUCCUCUUAAAAUAAUGGCAAAAUAAGAGGAAAAUGUGCAAUAAAAAAAAAAAGGGGUAUUAUAUUGAUUUGACUCGAAGAUAACUGCAGGAUUCUGGAUUUGGUCUUACAGAAUGGGAAAUGUGUUUGUUUAAACAGGGAGGUGAGCUUCGGCCACAAGUUUUCACUUGUGAUGCACAUCAAUGGAGGAAGUCAACUGGCACACAUAGAAGUGUCCAGCUGCGAUCAGAUCAGACAGGACCAAGCAUUCCCUGGGGCUGAAAAACAAGUUGACCCAGAAAUGCCAAAAAACUUCAGUUCUUUGAGCAACCACUUGACACUUUCUUCAAAGAUAAAUCUAGUAUUAUAACAGAAAUAUGCUUUUUUUUUUACUCUUUCAGUCAAAACAUUAUACCUAAUGUACCCAAUGUCACACUAAUUAUAACUAUACAGUCAAUAAAUACAUUUACAUUACUCCCUCUUUUAGUUAGUUAUCCUUAUCACUUUUAAUAAAGAGUGCAAAACAACUCUGUGACAACACCCGCAGGUUUCUGAAGAGUGGGAUUGAAGCACAAGUUUCUUAGUGCUGGUAUUGUAAAUGCCAUCUUGGUAGGAGCUGACAGGCAAAACCCAUUUAACUCAAAGUUGGUUAAAUGGGUGAAACCCUCAAGC